This is a messenger RNA of Bubalus bubalis (water buffalo), 701 nucleotides long. Its product is annotated as C-C motif chemokine 4. The coding region runs from base 109 to 387 and encodes 92 amino acids. The transcript is spliced from 3 exons. Gene Ontology annotation, biological process: immune response; G protein-coupled receptor signaling pathway; chemokine-mediated signaling pathway. Gene Ontology annotation, molecular function: chemokine activity; CCR chemokine receptor binding. Lineage: Eukaryota; Metazoa; Chordata; Mammalia; Artiodactyla; Bovidae. Gene Ontology annotation, cellular component: extracellular region. The record is from RefSeq and is a predicted model, not a curated record.
CUAUAAAGAGGGGUUCCCAGCUCAGGAUCAGCACAGGGCAUAGAAGGGUUCUGAAGCUUCUGGGUGCUGCAGUCCAAGCUCCGGGUGAAUCUCUCCUCUGCCAAGACCAUGAAGCUCUGCAUGACUGUCCUGUCCCUCCUUGUGCUCAUGGCUGCCUUCUGUUCUCCGGCGCUCUCAGCACCAAUGGGCUCAGACCCUCCCACGGCCUGCUGCUUCUCUUACACUCUGCGGAAGAUUCCUCGCAACUUUGUGAUUGACUACUUCGAGACCAGCAGCCUCUGCUCCCAGCCAGCUGUGGUAUUCCAGACCAAAAAGGGCAGGCAGGUCUGCGCCAACCCCAGUGAGCCCUGGGUCCAGGAGUACAUGGAUGACCUUGAAUUGAACUGAGCUGCUCCGAGCUCCGGGGCAGGUGUUCUGCAGGAGAGAUCACCUGAACCCAACGCUUCUCAGCGAGAUGCACCCUCUCCAUGCUCACGACUCCCCUCAGCACACCCUGUUCCUUCUCUUAACUUAAUUUUUUUAUUCUGUACUGUGCUAUUACUAUAUUUGGUAUUGUUCCCCGUUAUUUAUGUUUGUUUUAUCAGAGGACACAUGUCCCCCAUGGGGAUGGUCUGCCAUCACUGUUCCUCUGCUACUGUGAAUACAUGGAUAAUGCAACUGAUUUCAAGUGUUUUUGUAAUAAAACUUUUUUUUAAAACAUA